Lampris incognitus (smalleye Pacific opah) is the source of this 5643-nucleotide messenger RNA. RefSeq names its product protein tyrosine phosphatase receptor type Fa (gene ptprfa). Gene Ontology annotation, biological process: protein dephosphorylation. Gene Ontology annotation, molecular function: protein tyrosine phosphatase activity; protein binding. The transcript has 32 exons. The record is from RefSeq and is a predicted model, not a curated record. NCBI's taxonomy places the organism in Eukaryota, Metazoa, Chordata, Actinopteri, Lampriformes, Lampridae. The coding region runs from base 1 to 5643 and encodes 1880 amino acids.
AUGCCAAGAUUAAUCAAAUCCCCUGAAGACCAGACAGGGAUAUCUGGAGGAGUGGCAUCCUUUGUAUGCCAAGCAGUGGGUGAGCCCAAACCUCGUAUCACCUGGAUGAAGAAAGGAAAGAAAGUCAGUUCUCAGCGUUUUGAGGUGAUUGAGUUUGAUGAUGGCUCGGGUUCAGUGCUGCGUAUUCAGCCCCUGAGGACCCACCGGGACGAGGCCAUCUAUGAAUGCACAGCCGCCAACAGCGUUGGGGAGAUCAACACCAGUGCCAAGCUCACUGUUCUAGAGGAGGACCAGAUCCCACAUGGUUUCCCUACCAUAGACAUGGGCCCCCAGCUGAAAGUCGUGGAGAGGACUCGUACUGCCACCAUGCUGUGCGCCGCAAGUGGCAACCCUGAUCCAGAGAUCUCCUGGUUCAAAGAUUUCUUACCCGUGGACAUCAAUGGCAGCAAUGGGCGGAUAAAACAGCUCCGCUCAGGUGGUACACCAAUCAGAGGAGCACUACAAAUAGAGAACAGCGAGGAGUCGGACCAGGGCAAGUAUGAGUGCGUGGCGGUCAACAGCGCCGGGACCCGCUACUCGGCACCGGCGAACCUGUACGUGCGAGUUCGUCGUGUGCCUCCCCGUUUCUCAAUCCCGCCCACAAAUCACGAGGUGAUGCCGGGCGGCAGCGUCAACCUGACGUGCGUGGCAGUGGGUGCCCCCAUGCCUUAUGUGAAGUGGAUGAGUGGCAUGGUAGAGCUGACCAGGGAGGAGGAGAUGCCGAUUGGCCGAAACGUCCUGGAGCUCACUAACAUCCGCCAGUCUGCCAACUACACCUGCACAGCUAUGUCCUCCCUGGGCAUGAUUGAGACCACUGCCCAGAUUACUGUCAAAGCCCUGCCCAGGCCGCCCACUGCCCUCACCGUGACAGAGACCACCGCCACCAGCGUCACCCUGACCUGGGACUCAGGCAACCCAGAGCCCGUGUCCUACUACGUGAUUCAGUACCACGCCAAGCUGACAGAUAACGGCUUCCAAGAAGUAGAUGGAGUUGCUACCACUCGCUACAGCAUUGGCGGCCUCAGCCCCUUCUCUGAGUACGAGUUCCGGGUCAUGGCCGUCAACAACAUCGGCCGCGGCCAGCACAGCAGCAUUGUCAACACCCGCACCAGCGAGCAAGCCCCCUCCUCCCCUCCUCUGAACAUCCAGGCCCGUAUGCUGAGCUCCAGCACCAUGCUGGUCAUGUGGGAGCCUCCUGAGGAGCCCAACGGGCAGAUCUGGGGCUAUCGGGUGUACUACACUGCCGAUCACGAUGGCCCACUCAGUGCCUGGCAGAAACAUAUCACAGACGACAGCCGGCUGACCACCAUCUCAGGCUUAACCCCAGAUAUCACGUACAGCCUGAGGGUCCUGGGUUUUACUUCUGUGGGUGACGGUCCCCCAUCGGAUGUGCUGCAGGUGAAGACACAGCAGGGCGUUCCGUCCCAGCCAUCUGGCUUUGAAGCGGAGGCUGAACUAGACACACGCAUGAUGCUGUCAUGGCUGUGGCCCGUCCAGGAUGGCAUCAUAAAGUACGAGCUGGUGUACUGGGAUGCCAGUAAUGCUGAGGAAAAGCACCGCGUCACCUUUAACCCAGCAGGCUCCUACGCUGUAGACGAUCUGAAGCCAGAUACCCUCUACAUGUUCUCCCUGGCAGCACGGUCGGACAUGGGUUUGGGGGUCUUUACUCAGGCGAUAGCAGCCAGAACAGCCCAGUCUACCCCUUCAGCCCCUCCCCAGGAGGUAUGCUUGCUGAGCCUCAACUCCACCGGCAUUAGGGUGAGUUGGGUGGCACCCCCAGCCGACAGCCGCCACGGGGACAUAGUUGGCUACUCCCUGGCCUACAAAGCCCUCACAGGGGAGGAUAUGGAGUACCAUGAGGUGCCAGGACUUGGGGCCAGUGUGACCAGCUACGUGCUGGGGGGUCUGCAGAAGUGGACAGAGUAUGCAGUAUGGGUGAGGGCCCACACUGGCGUGGGGCCUGGCCCUCGGAGCCCUCCUGGUCACAUCAGAACCAAGGAAGAUGUGCCUGGAGCCCCGCCCAGGAAGGUGGAGGCCGAUGCUCUGAACUCCACGGCCCUGAGGGUGACCUGGAAGCCUCCCCUCUCUGUGAAGCAGCAUGGCCAAAUCAGAGGCUACCAGGUGGUGUACUCCCGGCUGGAGAAUGGGGAGCCCCACGGGCAGCCUGUCAUCAUGGAUAUAUCCCUUCCUGAAGCCCAGUGGCGUGACGAGGAUUCAGUGGACUACGAAGCCAUCAUAACGGGUCUGCUUCCAGAGACCACUUACUCUGUGACUGUGGCAGCCUAUACCACCAAGGGGGAUGGAGCACGCAGCAAAGCCAAGGUGUCCACCACAGCAGGAGCAGUGCCCAGCAAGCCCACCAUGAUGAUCAGCACAACAAUUGGGAACACUGCCCUGAUCCAGUGGCAGCCCCCGAAGGAAAUGGUGGGGCAGCAUGUGGGAUAUCAACUGCAAUACAAGAGAGCAGAGGAGGAGGCCUUUGCCGUCAAAGACUUCAAGCAGACAGAUGACCACUUCACUGUCACUGGCCUCCAUAAAGGUGCUGUCUACAUAUUCAAACUGUGUGCCAAAAAUCGUGCAGGCAACGGGGAGGAAUAUGUAAAGGAGAUCACUACACCAGAUGAUGUUCCCAGCAGUUACCCCCAGAAUCUGAGCGUAGUGGGCCUGACAACCACAUCCACCAAGCUGGCCUGGGAUCCACCUCCUCUGGCUGAAAGGAAUGGGAAGAUCGUCCUGUACGUCGUGGUGUACCGAGACAUCAAUAGCCAACAAAACAAAACCAACAGCACCACAGACACCCACAUGACCAUCCAGGGCUUACAGCCUGACACCACCUAUGACAUCCGGGUACGGGCUUUCACCAGCAAGGGUGGAGGACCUAUCAGCCCCAGUAUCCAAAGCAGGACCAUGUCCACAUCCAUGCCAGAAUUCACGAAAAACUUUGGUGUGAAAGCCGUGAUGAAAACCUCCGUCUUGUUGACUUGGGAAGUGCCAGAAACCUACACAUCUCAAGUGCCUUUUAAGAUCCUGUACAACCAGCAGAGUGUGGCGGUCCAGGGCCACCUGAGGAGGAAGCUGAUCACGCAGCUGCAGCCGGACACAGACUACUCCUUUGUGCUGAUGAGCCGGGGCAACAGCGCCGGCGGCCUCCAGCAGCAGGUGUCGAUCCACACGGCUCCCGACCUGCUUAAGACAAAACCUGCACGCUCUCAGCAUGACCCUGAGGAGGGGGGCAAGGUCACCAUCACCCUGCCCAGGGUCCCCACCAGCGUCCCAGUCAGGUGGUUCUACAUAGUUGUGGUCCCUGUGACCCCGGCUAAUCUGCAGAGGUGGGACAACCCUGAGGACAUGGACAUAGAUGAGCUGCUGGAAGCCAGCCACAUCAGCAGUCUACACAGGCGGCGGAGACAGAACCAGGACUUUCUGCAGCCGUACAUCACUGCCAAGCUGGACACCCUGCCUGACACCUUCACCGUGGGAGACCAGAGGAACUACAACGGCUACUACAACAGACCCCUGCCAGGGCAGCAGCAGUGCCGGUGCUUCCUUCUGGCUGACCUGAAAGACCCGGAGUCUCAAAGGAUGUUUGCGGCCAGUCCAUACUCAGACCCCAUCAUCGUUAAAUUCCACAGCGGCAUGGCUCAGCACACCGAAGACCCAGAGAUGCUUUGGGUCAUGGGUCCAGUGUUGGCUGUGGUCCUCAUCAUCAUCAUCGUCAUUGCUAUUUUGCUCUUUAAGAGGAAACGAGCGUCUCCCUCGGCGAAGGACGAGCACAUGGCCGGGGUGAAGGACUCCCUGCUGGCCCACUCCUCAGACCCCGUGGAGAUGAGACGACUCAACAACCAGACACAAGGGAUGAGGGAGCACCCUCUCAUCGCUACCUGUGACCUGGCAGACCACAUGGAGCAGCUCAGGGCCAACGAUGGCCUGCACUUCUCUCAGCAGUACGAGUCUAUUGAUCCAGGACAACAGUUUACAUGGGAGCACUCCAACCUGGAGGUCAAUAAGCCAAAGAACCGCUAUGCAAACGUUAUUGCCUACGAUCACUCCAGGGUCGUCCUCACUCCUGUAGAGGGAGUGCCUGGUAGUGACUACAUCAACGCCAACUACAUUGACGGCUACAGGAAGCAGAACGCCUACAUCGCCACGCAGGGGCCUCUGCCGGAGACACUGAGCGACUUCUGGAGAAUGGUGUGGGAACAGAGAACCAGCACCAUCGUAAUGAUGACCCGUCUAGAGGAGAAGUCGCGGGUAAAGUGUGACCAGUACUGGCCCAGUCGAGGCACAGAGACGUACGGGAUGAUCCAGGUGACCAUGUUAGACACUGUAGAACUGGCUACCUACAGCGUGCGCACCUUUGCCCUCUACAAGAAUGGUUCUAGUGAGAAGAGAGAGGUUAGGCAGUUCCAGUUCAUGGCCUGGCCAGACCAUGGAGUCCCCGAGUACCCCACCCCCACCUUGGCCUUUCUACGCAGAAUCAAGGCCUGUAACCCCCCAGACGCAGGACCUUUAGUGGUCCACUGCAGUGCUGGUGUUGGCCGGACGGGCUGCUUCAUUGUGAUUGAAGCCAUGCUAGAGAGGAUGAAACAUGAGAAGUCGGUGGACAUUUAUGGCCAUGUGACAUGCAUGAGAGCCCAGAGGAACUACAUGGUUCAGACGGAGGACCAGUACGUCUUCAUACACGAGGCGCUGCUGGAGGCGGCAAGCUGCGGUCUCACCGAGGUCCCUGCCCGCAACCUGUACGCUCACAUCCAGAAACUCACCCAGGUCGCUCCUGGAGACACCGUCACUGCCAUGGAACUGGAGUUCAAGAAACUGGCCAGCUCUAAAGCUCAUACCUCAAGAUUCAUCAGUGCCAACCUGCCCUGCAACAAGUUCAAGAACCGGCUGGUGAACAUCAUGCCUUUCGAGUCCACCCGUGUCUGUCUGCAGCCCAUCAGAGGGGUUGAAGGCUCCGACUACAUAAACGCUAGCUUCAUCGAUGGGUACAGGCAGCAAAAAGCAUACCUGUCCACCCAGGGUCCGCUAGCUGAGACCACGGAGGACUUCUGGAGGAUGCUCUGGGAGCAUAACUCCACCAUCGUAGUCAUGCUCACCAAACUACGCGAGAUGGGACGGGAAAAGUGUCACCAAUACUGGCCUGCUGAGCGCUCGGCACGGUACCAGUACUUUGUCGUGGACCCGAUGGCGGAGUAUAACAUGCCUCAGUAUAUCCUGAGAGAGUUCAAGGUCACAGAUGCCAGGGAUGGCCAGUCAAGGACCAUCAGGCAGUUUCAGUUUACUGACUGGCCGGAGCAAGGCGUGCCAAAAACUGGGGAGGGCUUUAUCGACUUUAUUGGCCAGGUCCAUAAAACCAAGGAGCAGUUUGGGCAGGAUGGACCAAUCACUGUGCACUGCAGUGCCGGUGUUGGGCGGACCGGUGUGUUCAUCACCUUGAGCAUCGUGCUGGAGAGGAUGAGGUAUGAGGGUGUGGUGGACCUCUUCCAGACCGUAAAGACACUCAGAACGCAGAGGUCCGCCAUGGUGCAGACAGAGGACCAGUACCAGCUGUGCUACAGGGCGGCACUGGAGUACCUGGGCAGCUUUGACCACUAUGCAACAUAA